Macrosiphum euphorbiae (potato aphid) is the source of this 351-nucleotide messenger RNA. NCBI's taxonomy places the organism in Eukaryota, Metazoa, Arthropoda, Insecta, Hemiptera, Aphididae. The record is from the annotation of a GenBank genome assembly.
AUGAAAGAGCCUGACAAAUUUUGGAUACAAAUAAAACAUUUGGAAUCUGGUCAAUUUUAUGAACUGGCGAUAUUUGCUUUAUCUGCUAUGUCGUUGCCACAUUCCAAUGCUUGCUGCGAACGUAUAUUUAGUAAAGUGAACCGAAUAAAAACAAAGUCAAGAAAUAAACUUAUUACCGAUACUGUUGCAGCAACUAUAAUGACCAGUGAAUGCAUUAAAAUAAAAGAAGGUUGCUGUUACAAUUUUGUACUGCGGAAAGAAAUGUUUGACAUGAUGACUUCCAAAAAUUUAUAUCCAAAAGAUCUAGUUUCAACUUGUGGAAUUGAAGAUUCUGUGGUAGAUGAAGUAUAA